AUGGAUCAAGGUUCAGUAUAUAGCUUGAGUCUCUUUCCCGAAAGCCGCAACGAAGAUGGCGAGAACAGCAACCAACAAAUCACGAAAGCUCUCGUCGAUUUCAUCCUACAAUUUCACCUCGACGAUGUCUUCAUCUAUCGCGAUCAAAUUCGGGAGAAUGUUCUGUCGAAACAAUACUAUUGCGACGUGGAUGUCACACAUCUGAUUGCAUACAGCGAAGAGCUCGCGGAUAGGUUGAACAAUGAACCGGCAGAAAUCAUUCCCAUAUUUGAGAAUGCGCUGAGGAUAUGUACGCAACGCAUUCUGUAUCCUUCACGUAGCGCAACAGAUCUCGCUGCAGCAAAGGCGCUUCCCAAUCACCAGCUACUGUUGCACUCUUCAGUCUCCCAGACUAGCAUUCGAGGUCUCACUGCCACAAACGUGUCACAUCUAGUCCGCAUCCCCGGAAUUGUCAUCGGCGCGAGCACUCUCAGCUCGAAAGCUACGGCACUUCAUGUUCAAUGCCGACAAUGCGCAUUCGAGCACAGCCUACCGAUCACAUCUGGCUUUACAGGAAUUUCUCUGCCACGAACGUGCGCACGUCCCAGAAACCCAGGUCCUGGCGAAAACGAACGAUGUCCACUCGAUCCCUAUUUCGUCGUGCACGAGAAGUCGCAAUUCAUCGAUCAGCAGGUUUUGAAGCUACAAGAAGCGCCCGAUGAUGUGCCUGUGGGAGAACUGCCGCGACACAUCUUGGUGAGCGCCGACAGGUAUCUCGCCAAUCGCGUCGUGCCUGGCACCAGAUGUGUGGUGAUGGGAGUGUUCAGCAUCUACGCAAGUCAAAAGAAUAGCAAGGGAAGUGGGGCGGUAGCCAUUCGAAAUCCAUACUUGCGUGCAGUGGGUUUGCAGACGGAUUUGUCCAACAAUCAAGCUAGCGGCUUGGGCAUGCAAUUCGGCGAGCAAGAAGAGCAGGAAUUCUUGGAGCUGUCAAGACGGCCAGACCUCUACUCACUAUUCGCCAACUGCAUUGCGCCCUCGAUUUACGGCAACGCGGACAUCAAGAAGGCCAUCACAUGUUUACUGAUGGGUGGUAGUAAGAAGAUUCUCCCUGAUGGGAUGAAAUUACGAGGAGACAUCAACGUUCUUUUGCUUGGUGACCCUGGUACAGCAAAAUCGCAACUGCUGAAGUUCGUCGAGAAAUGUUCUCCUAUUGCAAUCUACACAUCCGGCAAGGGUUCUUCUGCCGCUGGUCUUACUGCUAGCGUCCAACGGGAUACUAGCACUCGCGAAUUCUACCUCGAGGGUGGCGCGAUGGUCCUCGCUGAUGGCGGUGUUGUCUGCAUUGAUGAGUUUGACAAGAUGAGGGACGAGGACCGAGUAGCCAUUCACGAAGCUAUGGAGCAGCAGACAAUAUCGAUCGCCAAAGCUGGUAUCACAACGAUCCUCAACGCCCGCACGUCAGUGCUUGCCGCUGCAAACCCAAUCUUCGGCAGAUAUGAUGAUCUCAAGACCCCUGGAGAAAACAUUGAUUUCCAGACCACGAUCCUGUCCCGUUUCGAUCUAAUCUUUAUCGUGCGGGACGAUCACGACCGAAAUCGCGAUGAGACCAUAGCAAAGCACGUCAUGGGUAUCCAUAUGGGCGGACAAGGUGUUCAAGAACAAGUGAAAGCGGAAAUACCAGUGGAGAAAAUGAAACGCUACAUCAGUUACGCAAAAUCUCGCUGCGCGCCCCGGCUCAGCGCUGAGGCGGCGGAAAAGCUGAGCUCGCAUUUCGUCAGCAUUCGACGACAGGUCGCUCGGGCAGAGCAGGAUGCCAACCAGCGCUCAUCAAUCCCUAUCACCGUUCGUCAACUUGAAUCGCUUGUGCGCAUCACCGAGGCGCUGGCAAAGAUUGAGCUGCAACCGAUCGCUACAGAGAAGCAUGUUGAUGAAGCGAUCAGACUUUUCCUAGGAAGCACAAUGGACGCCGUGAUGAGUGCUGGUGGCGACACUGCAGCUCUUGGGCUCGGUGGAAACCGUGAGCUCGUCGAAGAAGUACACAAGGUGGAGGAAGAAUUAAGGAGACGAUUACCGAUUGGCUACACUGCAUCGCUAGCAAGUCUGCGUAGCGAGUUCGUUGAUCGCAAGCGAUACAGCGAGCAAGCUCUGAACCGUGCGCUGCAAGUUCUCGUACGACGAGACAGCGUUCAGUUUCGACGAGGAGGAACAGUUGUGCACCGGAGCAAUUACUGA
Molecule: messenger RNA, 2211 nt
Organism: Dissoconium aciculare CBS 342.82
Lineage: Eukaryota; Fungi; Ascomycota; Dothideomycetes; Mycosphaerellales; Dissoconiaceae
Product: DNA replication licensing factor mcm5
Exons: 3
Coding region: 1-2211 (736 amino acids)
Biological process (GO): DNA replication; DNA replication initiation; double-strand break repair via break-induced replication
Cellular component (GO): MCM complex; nucleus
Molecular function (GO): 3'-5' DNA helicase activity; ATP binding; single-stranded DNA binding
Source: RefSeq, a predicted model, not a curated record